This is a messenger RNA of Syzygium oleosum, 1413 nucleotides long. RefSeq names its product tetraspanin-5-like. The record is from RefSeq and is a predicted model, not a curated record. Gene Ontology annotation, cellular component: plasma membrane; plasmodesma. NCBI's taxonomy places the organism in Eukaryota, Viridiplantae, Streptophyta, Magnoliopsida, Myrtales, Myrtaceae. Gene Ontology annotation, biological process: auxin-activated signaling pathway. Bases 372 to 1211 code for a protein of 279 amino acids. The transcript has 3 exons.
CUAAUUUUUUUGUGUUUUUGUUCGGGUCAUACGAUUCAAAAAAGGAAAGAAAACAUAAAUCUUAGUGCACUAGAUUAAUGAGUUCCUUAAUGGCUAAGAAGUGCGAAUUGUAUAUGGUCGUUUUCAUGGUUGGGAUGCAACUUUUAUAAUUGAACACCCAACACACGGAAAGCCGAAAAGACAAAAAAGCAGAUCAAAGCUAUGGCUGUUUUUGAAUUCUCGAAGCUUUUGGCCCUAAAGUUAAAGGCACAAUUGAACUUGUGUUCAUUUAAAUACAGAAGCUAAAGCAGACAUCACGUCUUAAGAUUGCAAGAAUCGCCUUCCCUUAGUCCUUUCAGAUACACGAGACACACUCAUAGUAUCUCUCAACAAUGUAUCGUCGUUUCAUGAGCAACACGGUGGUCGGUUUCCUGAACCUCCUCUCGCUCUUGGCUUCGAUACCCAUCAUCGGAGCCGGCCUGUGGAUGGCGAUAAGCGGUACCACGUGCGAACACACCCUCCAGACGCCGCUCCUUGUCAUCGGCUUUGUCAUCCUCGUCGUUUCCUUGGUGGGAUUCAUCGGGGCGUGCUUCAACAUCGUGUGGGCGCUCUGGGUCUACUUGGUGGUCAUGCUGUGCCUCAUAGCGACCUUGAUGGCCUUCACUGCGUUCGGGUUUGUGAUCACCGCCCACGGCGGCGGGGUGGCGGUUCCUGGCCAUAAGUACGAGGAGUACAGGCUCGACGGGUACUCGCCGUGGCUGAGGGACAGGGUCAAGGACCCUCGCUAUUGGAGGAAGAUCAAGAGUUGCAUUUUCAGUUCAAGGACUUGCGAGAAGAUUGCCUCCUGGACGCCUAUGGAUUACUUAGUGAAGGAUUUGUCUCCUGUACAGUCAGGAUGCUGCAAGCCACCGACGUCUUGCGUGUACAACGUGGAGACGGUAGCGCCACAAGACCCGGACUGCUACAAGUGGAACAACGCGCCAACGUUGCUGUGCUACGACUGCGACUCGUGCAAAGCGGGAGUGCUCGAGGACGCGAGGAGGACGUGGCACAAGGUCUCGCUCCUCAACGUCGUCGUCCUCCUGCUUCUCGUCCUGUUUUACUCCAUCGGUUGCUGCGCCUUUCGGAACGCCAGAAGAGAAGACGAGCUCUAUCACUACCCUUACGGACAUCACCCUGGCAUGCCCAAAUUUUGGCCCAGAAGGCACAACAACUAUUGGUGGUGUUGUUGAUCCGCAUCGAGAUGGCUGCUGAUGAAACUGGGCAUGAGUAGAUAGCCGGUGGCUCCACCAUCCAACGUCCGCAUCCAAGAACUGUGAAUACUUAGUGCAACACAUUUGUACAUACUGGCAAAUUUUACCUCUAGAAAUGCACAGUUAAUGUAGCAACUCCUUUUUGUAAUUUUUGGUGGGUAAUUCACGAUUGCGUGCACAA